AUGGCAGACGUGGCAGCGUUCGGUACCUCGCCGCCGGCCCCUUCGCCUCUGGCCGCAGGCGACGUCGCCGCCGACGCGCUGCUCGCGCCCUGGCCGAUGUCCCCGUGGCCGGCGCCACUCCGGCACGGCGACGACCGUCGCCCGAACCCGCUGUUCGCCAUCCUGCCGCUCUCGGCGCUGGCGAUAGGGCUGGUGCUGCUCGUCGCCGUGGCGGUCAUCCUCGUGCUGACCCGCCGGGGCAGGCUCAGGCUGGCGGGCGCCGUGGUCAGCGUCGACGGCGACAAGCCGGGCGGGGCGCCGGCGUCCAGCUGCGGCAGCAGCGCCCGGGCCAGCCACAAUGCCAGGUGCUACCCCGCCUCCGGGUGCAUGUACGGCGGGAGGCUGGGCCCGCUGGGGCUGGCGGCGGCGCAGCCGCGGAGCCGGGGCGCGCAGGUGUUCACGUACCGGGAGCUGGAGCGCGCCACGGACGGCUUCGGCGAGGCCAACGUGCUGGGCCGCGGCGCGUACGGCGUGGUCUACCGCGGCCGGCUCGUUGACGGCACCCCGGCCGCCAUCAAGCGGCUGCAGCUCGACCUCCGGCGCCAGGGCGAGCGCGAGUUCCGCGUCGAGGUGGACCUCCUGAGCCGGAUGCACUCGCCGCACCUAGUGGGGCUGCUGGGCUACUGCGCCGACCAGAGCCACCGGCUGCUGGUGUUCGAGCUCAUGCCCAACGGCACGCUCAAGAGCCACCUGCACCGGCCCGCCGCCGUGGCCACGGACAGCCAGGAAGCCAGGUCGCCGGCGCCGCCGCCGGCGCUGGACUGGCAGACGCGGCUGUGCAUCGCGCUGGACUGCGCCCGCGCGCUGGAGUUCCUACACGAGCACACCUCCCCGGCGGUGAUCCACCGCGACUUCAACUGCGGCAACGUCCUCCUCGACCACAACUACCGCGCGCGCGUCUCCGACUUCGCCACCGCCAAGGUCGGCUCCAACAAGGCCAACGGCCAGGUGCUCACCCGCGUCCUCGGCACCACCGGCUACCUCGCGCCAGAGUAUGCGUCGACGGGGAAGCUGACGACCAAGUCGGACGUGUACAGCUACGGGGUGGUUCUCCUCGAGCUGCUGACCGGCCGGGUGCCGGUGGACACGCAGCGGCCGCCGGGACAGCACGUCCUCGUUUCAUGGGCUCUUCCACGGCUGACCAACCGCGAGAGGCUCGUGCAGAUGGUAGACCCGGCCCUGAAAGGCCAGUUCGCCGUGAAAGAUCUCAUCCAGGUUGGGGCCAUCGCGGCGAUGUGCGUACAAACCAAGGCGGAGUACCGGCCGCUGAUGACGGACGUGGUGCAGUCGCUGAUCCCCAUCGUCAAGAAGAGCCCCGUCAUGUCCUGCUCCUCCACGCCGGCGAGGCCCCUACAACACGUUGUCUACAUGAGCCCGCUGCAGAAGCAGGCGUCCUAGAACACGAGACAUGUCCGACGGCUUGGAAUUUUCAGCUAGUGUACAUACCUCAACCUGGAGUAAGGCACACGCAUAUGAACUGAAGAGAUCAGAGGAUUGUUUUUCCUUGGUUUGCCCGAGCUUGUCCAGAGAUACCUACCUUCCGUUUCAAAAAAAAAAGAGAUACCCACCUUGUUCGAGAUGAUACCUUGCUGGACAGAGUACGCCAGGUUCUUCAUGACUUGCAUUGCAAUAUAUCCUUGCAGCUAUCAUGUGUUUGGUCGACAAUACAUCAUUGUACGCUUCUCUGUUUAUUUGUUCGAGAUAUAAUGUAAAAAGAUGGAACAAUCAAUUAGUUUCUUUUUGGGAGCUCUUCGAA
This is a messenger RNA of Lolium rigidum, 1795 nucleotides long. RefSeq names its product probable serine/threonine-protein kinase PBL7. Gene Ontology annotation, biological process: protein phosphorylation. Gene Ontology annotation, molecular function: ATP binding; protein kinase activity. The transcript is spliced from 6 exons. Bases 1 to 1437 code for a protein of 478 amino acids. The record is from RefSeq and is a predicted model, not a curated record. NCBI's taxonomy places the organism in Eukaryota, Viridiplantae, Streptophyta, Magnoliopsida, Poales, Poaceae.